CAGACGCCACUGUCGCGGCUCGACGUUCGCCGACUCGCUGCGUAUUUCGUGACGUUAUACCGCGGAUCCGUCGGAUUUUCGCGUUUUUCGCGCCUCAGCGUUGUGACCGUCGAGUAUUAGUGUGCGCCGACAAUCUUUAUCUGCGUUGAACGAGAAGCAGCAUGUCCACGAGUGUUCGAACAGAUUAAAACCGAGGGAAAAGCAGAGAGAAGACAGUGGCCGUGCGUGUACCAGGCAUGGAGUGGACUCAGUGCGCUCGUUUCAAAUCGUUACGAGCCGUUACCGCAGCCCCAGUCGAACCAAGGUCGCAGUGUAGCCGCGAGGAUGUGAGCAAGGAUGCGCGCAGGAGUGCGUGAGAUCGUCGUGAUCGCCGGAGGAUGGCCGCGACGCUCGUUCCGACGCGCGUUUCAACGUGAUCCCUCGAGGCAAGCAGGGAACGCGAGGGACCGGCCACGCCGUCGAGCCGAUGCAUUGAAGCCUCGUCAGCGGUGUCUGUAAUAGCGAGGAGGAGGAGGAGGUGGAGGAGGAGGAGCAGGAGGAGGAGGAGGAAGAUACGGAAACCAGCCAAGAGACAGGCAGCGCGGAGGAGAAACAGGAUGGAGGAAGUGCGAGGUUCUCCGGCGCGACGCCUUUCGCAAAUCCUCGACCCGAUCGCGCGGCUCGCUACCGAUUUUGGCUCGAACUCGGCCCCCUGCAGUCCUAGACUCGGUGUACGCGGUCACGAGGCGAGCAGUGGCAUCGUCCAAACCGGGCCAGCAACCGAAGUCGCGGCGCGUAGACAGCAAGCAGCUGGCCCGGAGUCGAGCCGCAGUGGCAGCGGUUUGCCAACCGGAGCGGAGAGUCCUCGACUAUGGCCGAGGCAGUUUCGUCAGGCGCCAGCUCCACCCCCGCGACCCAGACACGCGAACAACGCGAACAACAAUCAUGCAGCGGCGAUCGCCGCCUCCGGAAGUCUCCCGGCUCCGGUCCAUGCCAGGGACUCACCAUACGUCAACGUGCCGAACUUGCUCUUCCAAAAAGAUAAGGGAUUCGCAGAGGCCGCGAGAAGCGCCGGCUACGUCGAGCUCCGAGACACCAAGCCAAAGUGUAGCCCCUACGACUUUACGUCGGAGUCGAGCGGCCACGUGGAAUACACGGACAAACGAACGUUCGCCGCACAGACCGACUUCGACGGUACCUCCGGCUGCUUCGACGGCAGUGAUCUAGCUGCAUUUGCCAGGGCUAGGUCGAACUUUGAUCCUGGACCGGCGCCACCACGUGGUGGGCAUUUCGAUCGGGCGUACUCAUUUUCCGGAAGGCAGCCAGAGCAGACCAGCGGUAGGAUUUUCGCGGAGAAUCGACUGUACGUGGAGCAGAGGAACGCUGUGGCAGCGGCGGCUGCGGCGGCUGUUAGCUCGGACACGAAGAAGGAGAAGCUCGAGAGCAGACCCGCUUAUGGCGCGUCCAAGAGCUUCGAUGGAUACUCGAGCGCGGUGGAGGAGCUUAAUUGGCAGGAGAGGUGCCUCGAGUUGCAACUCGAACUGCACAGAAGCAGAAGCCAGGCCACCAGGGUGCGAGACAUGCUUCGCGAGAAGGUGAGUCUGUUUACUUUGCUCUUUUCCUUUUCGCUCGUCCCUCGUUUCUCCGUUCUCUCUCCAUCGGCCUCGUCCGAGUUUCGUCUAGAAACUUCAGCUCUGGCGGUCGACCAGCGUGAAACUCGAGGUAACUUCGUUGGAAGUUUACUCGGUUACGAUUGACUCUAUGUAACGUGUCGGGUAUUUAACGUGUCCGUUAUUGUUCCAACGCGGAGAGAAAAAAAGAUAG
Molecule: messenger RNA, 1803 nt
Organism: Frieseomelitta varia
Lineage: Eukaryota; Metazoa; Arthropoda; Insecta; Hymenoptera; Apidae
Exons: 2
Coding region: 597-1736 (379 amino acids)
Source: RefSeq, a predicted model, not a curated record